Molecule: messenger RNA, 1925 nt
Organism: Durotheca rogersii
Lineage: Eukaryota; Fungi; Ascomycota; Sordariomycetes; Xylariales; Xylariaceae
Exons: 4
Coding region: 399-1685 (428 amino acids)
Source: RefSeq, a predicted model, not a curated record
ACGAAUAUGCUGUACGACCUAGGACACCUUUGCCUGGCGCCAUGAUUCCUUUGGCUCUGGCACGCCUCGUCGGCGUGGAGCGACACUGCAGAGAGCUCCUCCGCGUACCACCCAGCUUGCGAGCUAAGACAUGCCUGUCUGUAGUUACUGUCACGGAAGGAGACGUGGGCGGCGGCAUUCUGUCUGUACCGGCCCGCCACCAAUGGGUACGUGUUGGCUUUAGUUGUCCGUCCCGGGCAUCGUCGCCGUUUGGCUUCCCCUCGUGACACCGCCGAAGGAUGCCUAUGCCCUACUCUUCGUUUCAUAGCCGUCGCCAUGAGUAGUGUCGGGGACUUUUGGCACUCCUCGAACGCCAGUUUAAAGCCUCAGUCGAUUUUUUUUAUUAAAACACGGACGCUAUGUAUCGCGGAAGGACUCCAGGCCCCUCGAGAGGGUUGUCGAGCGGUCGUGCUCGAGCACGGGGUUCCUCUGCGGGACGAGCCAGAGCCGCUGCCUGGCGUCGGAGAAGGGACAGAGUCCCCGAACAGCCAGCGCCAGAACUGCCAUUCGGCCGCCUCGUAACCAAGAUCGAAUUAGACCGUAUAUCCGGCGGAAGCAUCCCGGUGGAAGACGCAAAGAUCACAGACUGCAGAUACGCGGCGUCUUACUCACUGGUCGAUUCGAAGCCGCCCGUCAUCAUCAUCCCCGUCUGGAGUCCGCCUCCGUUGCCUUCCCAGCUUGCUGGCGACAAUGGGGAGUACCUGCGGGACCAUAAUGGAGCUCGAUUUCCCGAGCAUCCCAUGCUACCUACUGUCCAAUCUAUCUUUUCUCUCGACAAAAGGUUCGAUCCGUCAAGCGUCGACAUCGUGGGAUGUGCCAGCGCACUAGGUGAUAUCCUCCGCUUCGUUCGCUCGGUCGAGUCAACGUUCCGAUUCGACGUUGAAAUGAUUGAAAACACACUGUUUCUUGAAACCAAGUCCCAUCAGCGCAUCAUCUCGUAUUCCUUCGGGGGUCUACAGUGCCUCGUCCGCUUUGAGUGUGAUGCACAUUCCAUGAGUGCUCCCGGCGAUGUCGCUACUAUUGCCAACAGACCAGAGGGCCCGGAUGUCGCAGUUCCCCCCAUACCCAAUUCAGUUGCCGUCAAGGUCGCGGGAACAGUCGUGCCUCAAGAGUCAGUCAUCGAAAUUAAGACAAAGUCGCAAGCGGGGAGACCCGUUGAGAUGGAGGAGCACUUGCCCAGAUUGUGGAUACGGCAGAUCCCCAACCUCGUCGCCGCCUACCACGAUCGAGGAAAUUUUGAAGAGGUCCAAAUGAACGUCAUUCGACAGGACAUCCUCGACUGGGAAACUAGUCAUGAGCUCGAACUUCGCAAAUUUGCUUCGGUCCUGCACCAACUCAUUAUCGAGGUUCAGCGGGAGGGUCACCUAAAUCUCGAGCUCUGCCGAACCGGCACAGGCCCUCUAGAGCUAAGAGAACAGCACGGAAAGGCUCGGGAAGCACUUCCGGGCGAUUGGAAGGACAGGUGGAGCGGCAACCUCUACCAGGAGCAACAAAGUGACGAGGGGCCUUUGCGUGACAGUAACUCUGACGACGACUACCCGCACCCUGCCAAGAGCUACGAAUCAGACGACUCGGAUGAUAGCUUCACGCGGGAUUACACGGCCUGUAGCCUCGAGUGCGGAUACUGUGGCCGUUGUGAGUAUUGAGCCGGGGGGGAUAAGAAAGGAGGAGAAAGAGGAGAAGAGAGAGGAGGGAGGGGUACCGUGCGAAUCCAACAGUAACACCCACCCCAUGCGACCCCCCGAGGCUGUGUUGGGAUGGCCGUCUGGUACUCAUUCCUGCAUGCAUGGCCUGUCUCGGCCUCUAUUCUGCCUAGAAACCUCCCGUAUCAGUCAGUUAGAAACAAUAUGGGCGUGGCGUUUGCAGAUUGGCCAGUGGACUUGUCG